UAUUUGGAACAAGCUGCGCGUGCCUGCUCUCGCGCGGUCCGUCAGUGUCAAACAAGACACCUUUACAGCGCUUUUAACCAGACUCGUACAGCAAUAUCCUACUAAAAUAGGUGGUCUUGUCUUCCCUGCGCCGUAGCUUUGCCUGUCCAUCGCUCGUACUGCGCAGCUGCGCUAGAGGGAGCGUCGCGUUAAUUAACCGACCUCCACGAGCAUGCGCAGGAAGCGGGGACGCGCGGCGCGCGGAGGAGCUCGGCUGUAGUGCACACGCACAGAUGGACGCUGGCGCGCAGGACGGUUGCCAUGAGGACUAUAUAAUGAACAGCGUAGACCCCGAUCCAAAUGCAGAAGCUUAUAUGGACUUCAUGAAGAAACACUGUUGUUAUGAUGCAAUUCCCACCAGCUGCAAACUAGUCAUUUUUGACACCACACUGCAGGUAAAGAAGGCCUUCUUUGCUUUGGUUGCAAAUGGCCUGAGAGCGGCCCCUUUAUGGGACAACAAACUGCAGAGAUUUGUGGGUAUGCUGACAAUCACAGAUUUCAUCAAUAUUCUUCAUCGGUAUUACAGGUCACCUAUGGUUCAGAUCUAUGAAUUGGAGGAACACAAGAUUGAGACAUGGAGAGGUGAUUCAUUUCAAAACGUCUAUCUGCAAUAUCACGAUCAAUGUCUCAUCAGUAUCACACCGGAUGCGAGCCUCUUUGACGCGGUCUACUCUUUACUGAAACACAAAAUCCACAGGCUGCCAGUCAUUGACCCAGAGUCUGGAAAUGUCCUUCACAUACUGACCCAUAAGAGAAUCCUCAAGUUCCUUCAUAUAUUUGGAGCCUCAGUGCCCAAGCCAUGCUUCUUGAAGAUGCAAGUUAAAGAUGCAGGAAUAGGAACUUUCACAGACGUGGCGACUGUCUCACAGACGGCCACUGUGUACGAUGCACUUUCUGUGUUUGUUGAGCGACGUGUUUCCGCUCUCCCAGUGGUGGAUGACGAUGGCAAGGUGGUCGCCCUGUAUUCCAGAUUUGACGUGAUUAAUCUUGCAGCGCAGAAAACCUACAAUAACCUGAGCAUGAGCAUGCUGGAGGCGGUGCGGAGGAGACGCUGUUAUGUGGAAGGAGUCAUUAAAUGUUACCCUGACGAGACUUUGGAAACUGUUAUUGACAGAAUCGUCAAGGCUGAGGUUCAUAGGCUGGUGCUUGUGGACAGAGAAGAUGUGGUUCGGGGAAUAAUCUCUCUCUCAGACCUGCUGCAGGCCAUAGUUUUAUCUCCAGCAGGUAUUGAUGCCCUGUUUUCCUAGCCUGAGAGGAGAUGUUUUCUCCUGUUACCUCAUCUAACCAGCACUAGUAUCCAGGUAGGCUUUACUGCCUUCCCAGCCUAGCUUUGCCAACACAUGCACUGCUGCUGCGCAUAGUACUAGUCAAAAGUUUGGACACACCAAACUCAGAACAAAAGUAAAAUCAUCCAAACUAUAUAAUGGAAGUGGAAAUGGAAUGGAAUUA
Molecule: messenger RNA, 1488 nt
Organism: Sinocyclocheilus anshuiensis
Lineage: Eukaryota; Metazoa; Chordata; Actinopteri; Cypriniformes; Cyprinidae
Product: 5'-AMP-activated protein kinase subunit gamma-1-like
Exons: 12
Coding region: 273-1286 (337 amino acids)
Biological process (GO): protein phosphorylation; regulation of catalytic activity
Cellular component (GO): nucleus; nucleotide-activated protein kinase complex; cytoplasm
Molecular function (GO): protein kinase binding; protein kinase regulator activity; AMP binding
Source: RefSeq, a predicted model, not a curated record